AUUUUCUGUAUGCUUCUGAUUCUCUAGUCUUUUUAUAAAUCAUAGCUGCUUAUAUUUUCUUGCCUCCACCAUCUGCUAAAAUUAAAAAGAUCUUGUUUUUCUUACUCUUUUUCUUUAAAUACACUAACUUUAAAUUUGUUGUCCUCCUGAGUGGUUUGGUGAGUCCAAAAUGGCGAAUGCAUCUGGGUUGUUUACACCUUCUGUUCCCGGUUUCAGAAGCGGGCUUCAACGUUCAACAAGGGUAUAUCGAUCUGGCUUUUCUUUCUCUAGAAGGAUACUGUGCUCCACCACCAUUCAAGGUUCUGAGAACACUGUCUAUCUUUCAGAAUCUAGACUACCCAGGCUUGUCAGUAAAGGCUGCAAGUUAGUUGGUUGUGGCUCUGCAGUGCCCAGUCUUCAGGUUUCCAAUGAUGAUCUUGCAAAAAUAGUUGAAACAUCUGAUGAAUGGAUUUCUGCUCGAACUGGGAUACGCAAUCGACGGGUUCUCUCAGGCAAAGAAAGCUUAACAAAUCUUGCUGCUGAGGCAGCAAGCAGAGCUCUUCAGAUGGCAGAGGUUGAUCCUGAUGAUGUUGACCUAGUCUUGAUGUGCACAUCCACUCCAGAGGAUCUUUUUGGUGGUGCUCCUCAGAUCCCAAAGGCACUUGGCUGCAAAAACAGCCCUUUGGCUUAUGAUAUCACAGCUGCAUGUAGUGGAUUUGUAUUGGGCCUUGUAUCAGCUUCUUGUCACAUUAGGGGAGGUGGGUUUCGUAAUGUUUUAGUUGUUGGGGCUGAUUCUCUCUCUAGAUUUACUGAUUGGACGGAUAGAGGAACCUGCAUUCUUUUUGGAGAUGCUGCUGGUGCUGUAUUGUUGCAGGCCUGUGACAUUGAGGAGGAUGGUUUAUUUAGUUUUGACUUGCAUAGUGACGGUGGCGGCCAAAGACAUCUAAAUGCUGGCAUCCAAAGAAAUGACACAGAUGAUGUAUUGGGAUCUAAUGGAUCUGUUUUAGGCUUCCCCCCAAAGCAUUCAUCUUAUUCAUGCAUUCAUAUGAAUGGCAAAGAAGUCUUUCGCUUUGCUGUCCGAGUUGUGCCACAGACAAUUGAGUCUUCUCUUCAAAAGGCUGGUCUAAAUAUGUCCAGCAUUGAUUGGUUACUGCUUCAUCAGGCGAACCAGAGGAUCAUAGAUGCUGUUGCAACACGUUUAGAAGUCCCACCAGAACAAGUUAUAUCAAAUUUGGCGAAUUACGGUAAUACAAGUGCAGCAUCAAUACCAUUGGCAUUGGAUGAAGCUGUACGAAGUGGAAAGGUGAAGUCAGGCCACACUAUCGCAGCAGCAGGUUUUGGUGCCGGUCUAACUUGGGGCUCUGUUAUUCUAAGAUGGGGAUGAAAAGUUACUUGAAUAUGAAAAUUACAGAAGACAAAAGAUAAGUUGUCCUGCAGACAGGUUCUUCGAUUCUUGUUUCUCAUUAGAUAUGUUCUGCAGAUAACUGAGGUUGCCAACGCAUAAUCUUCAUGAGAUUUUUUUGUUUGUUGGAUUUUUUUACUUCAAUCUAGUUCCUUAUCUUCAAAGUCA
This is a messenger RNA of Mangifera indica (mango), 1549 nucleotides long. RefSeq names its product 3-oxoacyl-[acyl-carrier-protein] synthase 3 A, chloroplastic-like. The transcript is spliced from 8 exons. The coding region runs from base 170 to 1363 and encodes 397 amino acids. Gene Ontology annotation, biological process: fatty acid biosynthetic process. The record is from RefSeq and is a predicted model, not a curated record. Gene Ontology annotation, molecular function: 3-oxoacyl-[acyl-carrier-protein] synthase activity. Gene Ontology annotation, cellular component: chloroplast. Lineage: Eukaryota; Viridiplantae; Streptophyta; Magnoliopsida; Sapindales; Anacardiaceae.